AUGGUCGUCCUUGGUAACUUCUUGACUGCAGCCGUAGGCUUUGCAUCCUUGGUUCUUGGUCAGAAUUUCAAUAACCCCGUGCUCUGGGAGGACCUUGCAGACAACGAGGUUAUUCGAGUCAACGAUGCCUACUACUACACAGCGUCGACGAUGCACUAUUCGCCGGGAGCCCCAAUCCUGCGCUCGUACGAUCUCGUCAACUGGGAGUACCUCAGCCAUGCCGUUCCAUCACUAAAUUGGGGCACAAAGUACAGUUUAACUGGAGGUCAACAAGCCUACGUCAAGGGCAUAUACGCUUCUACAUUCAAGUACCGCAAGAGCAAUGGAUUAUGGUACUGGAUCGGGUGCAUUGAAUAUUCCGCUACAUACGUCUUCGUCGCUUCAUCGCCAACAGGCCCAUGGACCCAGAAAGCUAAAAUCGCCACGUGCUACUACGAUGCAGGCCUGCUCAUCGACGACGAUGAUACAAUGUACGUAGCAUAUGGAAACACUCAAAUGAGCGUCGCACAACUCUCCAGCGAUGGUCUAUCCGAAGUAAAGAAGCAAGUGGUAUACUCGACUCCGUCCAGCAUUGGGACCUUGGAGGGUAGCCGGAUGUACAAACGCAAUGGCAAAUAUUACAUCUUUGUCACCAAGCCGGCGAGCAGCCAGUACGUUCUCCAGGCCAGCAGCCCCUGGGGUCCGUACACCAUUAAGGCUCUCGUUCAAAGCGUGGCCGCGCCCGUUUCUGGAGCUGGAAAUCCUCAUCAAGGCAGCCUCGUCGACACGCCGGAUGGCAAAUGGUAUUACAUGGCGUUUAUCGACAGUUACCCGGGUGGUCGACUCCCGGUUCUUGCUCCGGUUACUUGGGGCUCCGACGGCUUCCCGGCUGUAACCCUGUCUAAUGGUGCCUGGGGUACUUCAUACCCUUACCCAACGACACAACGCUCAGUGCAAUCACCGCUCGGCACCGAUACGUUCAGCGGGUCGUCCCUCGAACCGGCUUGGGAAUGGAAUCACAACCCCGACACAACCAAGUUCAAGGUCGCUAGUGGGCUAACUCUGAGCACGGUGACGGUUACAAGCGAUCUUUAUGCUGCUCGUAACACGUUGACGAAACGUAUUCACGGCCCCACUGGAGUCGGCACUGUUGUCAUCGACUUCACCAACAUGGCUGAUGGCGACCGCGUGGGCUUAUCUCUAUUGCGCCAAGACUCUGCAUACAUUGCCGUUGCACGCUCCGGCUCGUCCUACUCCAUCGUCAUGUACAACGGCCUCACAAUGGUCCAGAGCACCUGGGCCACUGCGUCAACAGGUUCCCAAGCUGCGAGCGUGCCCAUCUCCCAACGACGUGUCUGGCUUCGUGCCACUGCAGACAUUAAACCAGGUGCUGGGAAGAAGGGCUCAUUCUCGUACAGCCUGGAUGGCACAAACUUCGUUUCGUUCGGUUCUCAGCUUACUCUGAACAAUGACUGGCCAUUUUUCAUGGGCUACCGAUACGGCAUCUUCAACUUUGCGACGAAGGCCCUCGGUGGUUCUGUAAAGGUUGAGUCUUUCACGAGUGCAUGA
Molecule: messenger RNA, 1548 nt
Organism: Colletotrichum spaethianum
Lineage: Eukaryota; Fungi; Ascomycota; Sordariomycetes; Glomerellales; Glomerellaceae
Product: putative bifunctional amine oxidase
Exons: 1
Coding region: 1-1548 (515 amino acids)
Biological process (GO): carbohydrate metabolic process
Molecular function (GO): hydrolase activity, hydrolyzing O-glycosyl compounds
Source: RefSeq, a predicted model, not a curated record